Messenger RNA from Lolium rigidum, 1488 nucleotides. RefSeq names its product probable purine permease 5. Gene Ontology annotation, cellular component: membrane. Gene Ontology annotation, molecular function: purine nucleoside transmembrane transporter activity. The record is from RefSeq and is a predicted model, not a curated record. The coding region runs from base 146 to 1375 and encodes 409 amino acids. The transcript is spliced from 2 exons. Lineage: Eukaryota; Viridiplantae; Streptophyta; Magnoliopsida; Poales; Poaceae.
CCAUGCGAGUCUCUACCAACCGUACUAUGCCUAUUGAUCUCCAAGAUCCCUAACAGCUAUACAACAAUCCACAUCGACAAAAGAGGCUGUGUGGCUUGGCUGGGAGUCGUCGUCUUCCAACGGAUCCAAGCUGCAGGUAGAGGAUAUGGAGAAGCUCCGGCAGCAGGCCAUCCGAGUCCCGCUCAUAGCUGCAGCCCCAGAAGCUGCAGCGAUGGAAGAGGACUCAUCAUCGGACCCCGACGUAUCCCUGGUCCAGAGAGCGUCGAAGCUCAUCUCCUCCACGGUAACGGCUUACCGUGGCAAGCCGCCCUCCUUCUGGGCCCUCCUCGCCCUCAGCGCCGGCGCGAUGCUGACGGCGUUCCCGGCGUCGAGCCUGCUCUCGCGGGUCUACUACGACGGCGGCGGGCAGAGCAAGUGGAUCCUCUCGUGGUCGGCGGUCGCCGGCUGGCCCAUACCGGCGCUGCUCCUGCCACCCUGCUACCUUCUGCUCGACGGGGCAUCGCCGACGUGGCCGCCGCCGCCCAGGCUGUGCCUCUGGUACGCGCUGCUGGGGCUCCUCAGCGCCGCCGACAACCUCAUGUACGCCUGGGCGUACGCGUACCUGCCGGCCUCCACCGCGUCCCUCGUCGCCGCGUCGUCCCUCGCCUUCUCGGCGGUGUUCGGCCGUUUGAUCGUCAAGAAGAACAACGGGAUGGGGCUGGCCACGGUGAACGCGAUCGUGGUCAUCACCGCCGGCGUGGUGAUCGUCGCGCUGGACUCCGGGUCCGACCGGUACCCGGGGAUCACGGACAGGCAGUACGCGGUGGGGUUCGCCCUGGACGUGCUCGGGUCGGCGCUCCACGGCCUCAUCUUCGCGCUCUCGGAGCUUGCCUUCGCCACGCACCUCGCCGCCGCUGCCGGCAGUAAUGACGGCGGAGGGGCCGCUUCGUCGUCGUCGUCCCGGUUCUUCCACGUGGUGCUGGAGCAGCAGGUGGCGGUGUCGCUGAGCGCGUUCGCGUUCACGUCGGUCGGGCUGGCCGUCUUCGGGGAGGGGUUCGGGGCGAUGGGGCAGGAGGCGGCGGGGUUCGCCGGCGGCAAAGGGGCGUACGCGAUUGUGCUGGGGUGGUCGGCGGCGACGUUCCAGGUGGGCGUCCUGGGGGCGACCGGGGUGGUGUACCUGGGGUCGACGGUGCUGGCGGGCGUGCUGAACGCGGUGAGGGUGCCGGUGACGAGCGUGGCGGCGGUGAUCUGGUUCCAUGACCCCAUGAGCGGGUUCAAGAUCUUGUCUUUGGUCAUCACGGUGUGGGGGUUCGGGUCCUACAUGGUUGGUCACUCCGGCGCCGACAAGAAACCGUCCAGAGAUCGAUCUCGAAGCGGGAGGCAAACCAUGAGCUGAUCUUAUACUGAAGAAGAGUAUAGUUCUGUAACAGUGAUUCAUUUGCGAGUGGAUGGACAUAAUGGGCAUAAUUAGCUCCAAAUUGAAGUGCACAUUUUUUUUUGAUGUAACCA